AUGCAGUGUGUGUGUCUGAGAAGAUGGGCGUCAGGCUCUGCUGUGGUAUUCCUCCACACUCUGGCCUUGUCCUGGACAGGUGCAAUUGAGUCCGCCCCCAAAAUUGACGGACGGCACCAGGCAGCUGUGACACUGCAGGAGAACAUGACACACAGGUUCAACUGCCAUUCAGAUGGCUGGGAUCCUCACGCCCCGCCUUUGCUGACCUGGUACCUGAACGGGGAGCAGCAGAACGAACCAUCACCGAACCGUGGCCGCCUGGUGAUGACCUCGCAAGAAGACUCUGAGAUGAUGAGACAUAGGGACAAUCACAACAGUACCUUCUCCCUGAGGGCCAAAAAGUGGGACAGGGAGCUGGUGUGUGUCGCGUCAAACCCCAGGUCAGGAGAGAGCUACAAUGCCACGGUCACACUCAACGUCCAGUUCCUGCCAGAGAUCCUCAGGGUCAAAGCCCACUACAGUGAAACCUCAGACCCUGGCCUCUCCCUGGUCCUCUUCGCCUUGGUCCGGUCCAACCCCCCUGCAACCAUCACCUUCGUGGACCAGUCCGGCCAGCUGGUGGCCAACACCUCUGACUUUUUCAUCCUGGACUCCCGCAGCUACCCCUGGCUGACCAAUCACACACUGAGGGUCGCACUCAGCAGCCUAUCAGGGAAUAUCUCAAUGAACGCCAGCAACAGUGUAGGGGCGGUGCAGAGCAACCUCACACUGACAGAGUUCCUGCAGUCUCGUGUGGAGGUGCCGAUGCUGGGAAUAGUGACUGGAGGAGCUAUGGCCUUCAUGGCCCUCCUCAUCCUCAGUCUGAUAGUUCUCUGUCUCAUGCAAAAAAACAAGAGCAAGAUCUUUGAUGAGCCAGUGGAGAUUCUGAUGACCAAGAAAAGUGACUCUGCCAAUCUGAAGACAGAGAAAGCUGAUAAGGCCUACAUCCCCAGAGAGAACAUGUCUCUGCCUUCUAACAUGCAGCUCCACGACCUCAGCACUCUGAGAAAAGCGCGAGAGGCCGCCCAACAGAACAGUGUGGGAGAGAAGAAAGAGGAGGAAGAAGAUCUGUCUUUAGCCUACGCCGCCAGAGGUUUUGCCAGAUAUCCAAUGGUGGGCUACAUCUAUAAGGUGAACAGCACAAGCAGUGAGGAGAUCUGGCUCUGA
Scomber japonicus (chub mackerel) is the source of this 1146-nucleotide messenger RNA. Its product is annotated as transmembrane protein 25. Bases 1 to 1146 code for a protein of 381 amino acids. NCBI's taxonomy places the organism in Eukaryota, Metazoa, Chordata, Actinopteri, Scombriformes, Scombridae. The transcript has 8 exons. Gene Ontology annotation, biological process: negative regulation of excitatory postsynaptic potential. The record is from RefSeq and is a predicted model, not a curated record.